ACUACGUGAAUAUCUAUUCUUAAAGAUUGCGCGUCCUACUAUUGAUGACUUGACUUGAAGGAAUCGAGGAAUCAAAUUUUAUUUUGCUACACGUAUGUACGUGGAUGGGUCAACAUUCCUACGUAUCUAUCUGUGUUCUUUUUAUUUCAGCAUGUCGACAGCGCCAGUUCCAACUCACCGCCAGUCAAGUGCUUCAUACUUUACAACACGUCGUCCGGCACAUGUCAGCCACAGAGUUAUGCCGAGUUCAAGGAUGCCGAUCCCUCGUCGUUGCCAGCAAUCCCAUAUCAGCCAGAUCUCGUCUAUCUAUCUUAGUGGUGGUGUGGUAUAAUUAUGGAAUUGUAAUAUUGGGCGCUCUGUUCGUAAAUAUCCACACCGCAAGGACAGUAAGUGUUACAUCACACACAACAAUUUGGGGUCUGUUCCCGGGGGAUUGGCCAACUGCCGGUCAUGUCAAUCCUUCCGAGUCUCUAGCCGUCCGAACCAAGAUCAUGUGGUCUGUACUAUGAGACAAGAGCUGGUGUUCUAGAAUCUGGGUGUGAUGAAGCGCAAGGCAAAAGACAAAUACCCACAGGGCCUGCCAUACUCGUGACAAGUCAGUCACCACGAACGUUCGUUUCCACAAAACUCAACCUGC
This is a messenger RNA of Pseudomassariella vexata, 637 nucleotides long. RefSeq lists its product as uncharacterized. Bases 105 to 509 code for a protein of 134 amino acids. NCBI's taxonomy places the organism in Eukaryota, Fungi, Ascomycota, Sordariomycetes, Amphisphaeriales, Pseudomassariaceae. The record is from RefSeq and is a predicted model, not a curated record. The transcript has a single exon.